UCCGAGGUGAUGUUUACACUUUGGGGAAGACAGUGUGGUGUGUGUGUGUGGAGAGGGCGCGUCUCGCACCUCUCUCUCCUCUCCUCUCUCACUUAUUACCUCUCCUCCCUCGCCCCUCAUCCCGUCUCCACACUCCCAGGCACCCUAAGCCUCCACCUCGAGUCCUGGCCUAGGCUGUCACCCUAGCAACAGGUGGUAAUAGGCUGGAAGAGCGGACAUAGGCCUGGGUUAAAGAUACACUGUUACAGGGCCGUGUAGAGGCCUAGUCUCGUGGGACUCGUUAGAGGGAUAAUGAAACCUCUUAUAGGCCUUCCGGAACCCUAGUCAAGUGGAACUGUUACUGGCCUGGCAAGAGGCCUAGUCAAGUGGAAUCGUAAUUCGGUUGUCAGCCUAUGCUGCUGGACCUCACAGGGUUGUGUUGAAGGGAGCACCAUUGAGCCGCACCAUCACCUCACCAUCCUGCACCACCAGCAGCGUUCACCACCGGGGCGACCCACCACCAGGAUACCCCACCACAGGACCAAGCCGUGGGCAUGGUGGAGCACUUCGUCGUGCCCUCAACCGUCCCUCGCAGGCCUCAAGCCCCAGGAAGGUCUCGCUGCAGCAGGUGAGCGUGGCGGCCUGAGACGGGCGUGAAGACGGGCGUGAAGAUGCGGGUGACGGUGCGGGGGGUGCUGGUGGGCGGGAGUGUGGGCGUGCUGCUCACCACCGUCCUACUGUGGUCACAGUGCCGGGCGCCCAUGCCACACCUGCCCGUGACCGCCCGCACCAGCAAGCACCAACAACAACAGCUUCAUAGAUCACCACUGCAGACCAGCCACCACCAGGUGGGAGGCGAGGAGGCCUAUGUGGAGGUGGAGUACAGCCCCGGUGGUGCCUCGGACACCCACCACCAGCAGGACGGAGGCCCAGCAUCGCCUGAGGGAGGUCGAGGCGAGCGGCUGACGGAGAUCGCCUGCAACAUCAACCACGAGUCUGAGAUCUCCUGCAGGAGAGACCACAAGGAAGUCUACGUCCCGUUCUCUUUCUUACACACCUACUUCGAGGUUUAUGGGCAUUUGGAACAGAAGCCCGAUGGAACAGAGGUGUUUGAAUGGUCCCAUAGCUACAGCCGAGUGUAUCAGCCCCAGGGGACCUAUGACCCUACAGGAACCUUCCUCAACUUUGAGCUUUAUAAUGUUGAGGCUCGGGAGAGGGUCAAGUGUAUUUCUGGGACUGAAGGAGUGCCAAUAUCCACUCAGUGGCAGAGCUCAGGCUACACCUACCCCAUCCAGAUAGCACAGUUUGGUCUCUCUCAUUACUGUAAACAUCUCACUGAAAACCCACCAGAGAGAAUAAUGUUAGAAGAUGGUGGGGAGCAUCAGGGAGUCUGGCAAGUGGAGGGGCCAAGCUCUAAAUUGUUUAGAGUUCUGGAUCCAUCGACUCACACUAAUGUUCUAAAGUUUAAGGCGCCAGAAUCCUACUCAAAGGGUGGUGCUACGUUGCAGCUAUCUAAAGUCCCCACACAAAAUAUGUUGGUCUUAAAUCUCAAUCUUCUGCUACAUGGGAAUGCCAGCUUUUCUGUUACAGUUGAAUUUAAGGAUAAGAAGAUGGAGUUGGUGACGGUUUAUUAUAUCCGCUCUGACAAGUUACUUCAGGUCAAGGAUCGACAAAUAUACUAUGGUCUUGGGGAGCAACAGCAAGGAUGGCGGCACAUUACUCGCAAUCUUCUUAUUGAUGUGCACAAGGGAGCAAGUUCUUCUCCGUCUCUGCGCAAAAAAUUUAAGAAGGUUUCAAGAUCAAAACUGAAUGUGGUGUCACUUUCACUGCACGGGGAAGGAAGUGUAACCAACAUUACUUUAGCUUCAGCAGAGCAUCUGCAUCACUUCUAUGAUGCUGCAAAUUGGCUUCUGAAGCAUCAGGACGAGCAGGGGGGUUGGUCCAUCCCUGUUCCACGAAAGGUAAUCAGUGGGGUGCUGGAACUUGGUGCUGGCUGGUACUCAGCCAUGGCUCAAGGACAAGCUAUGUCUCUCCUUGUUCGAGCCGCACAUCAUUCUGGUGAUGCAAAAUAUCUGAAGGCUGCCAUACGAGCCACUGCACUGUUUUAUGUCAAUGCAACUCGAGGAGGUGUGCGGACCUACUUCCCUGGAGGAUAUGUGUGGUAUGAAGAGUAUCCAACAAACCCAUCAUUAUUUGUACUCAAUGGAUUCAUCUACAGUCUUUUGGGCCUUUACGAUUUAAAAGAAUUCUCAAGAGAGUCAAAUAACAACAGUAGAGAUUUGUUUGAGGAUGGCAUGAAGUCUCUAAAAAAACUGCUACCCCUGUAUGACACAGGAUGGGGUUCCCUCUAUGAUCUACGCCACUUCACAACUCACGUAGCUCCUAAUAGAGCACGCUGGGACUAUCACACCACCCACAUCACUCAACUACUAUUGUUGGCAUCCAUUGAUACAGAUCCUGUAAUUUCUAACACUGCCCAACGCUGGAAGGACUAUAUGAAUGGCCAUAGAGCUAAGCACAAUUAAGAAUCAUAAUGCAAAUAAAAUAUAAGAGAUUGUGGUACUGUUUUGUGUAAUGAUAAUGAGCACGAAUUUAUAAACACAAGAGGUGCAAUGCUAUUAAUAUAGAGGAAUAUUUGAGAGUUGUACUGUUUAUGUAAAAUAGGAGACUUUACAAGGAAUGACAUUUGUUAGAGAAUAUAGAACUUUGGAAUGUGUGGUACACUUCAAUGAUGGACAAAGAGGAAAGAUUGUACUUAAAUGGUUUAGAAAAACAAUGAGUAUUAAGCAAGGUGUUUGUCAAAUCAUAAAUUAGAUAAAGAUUUUUGGUCCAUUAGCAGAAUUGCUGUGGAUGAUUUAUAAUUGUGUGUCUGUAUUGUUUGCUGGACACUGUAAAUCUGACAAUUAUAUAUACAAUAUAUAUAACUUUAAUCUCUGUGAACUCACUGUUUCUUAGCAGAAAUUUUCAACUAUAUUUAUUGAGAGCUUUACACACCUGCUUAAAUCUCAGUAUCCAUAUUAAUUAAUGUAUAUAAUAUUCUUCACUAAUAAUCAUCAGCUAAUGAAGAUAUUACUAUAUUUGAAUAUUUGACACCAAAAAAAAAAAUCCUCUCAUCAAAUAUGGCUGAAGAUACUGCUUUUUGUUGCUUCCUAGUCUCUGAGAUGAAAGUAUCCAGCACGGGUAGGGGGGCUAUUACUGUAGGAGAUACAGAGGAGUGCGUAGUGUAGAAAGACAGGUGGUUAGUAGAGACUAAUAUAACUACUCUGCCUUGCUAUGUGAUAUUUCUGGUAUAUAUACUGAUCUGGGUCCACAAACCGUGUAUGGAUGGUGGCAGGCAGAAGUGUCCGAGGGAUGAAGACCACCGACUCCUCUUGCAUUUAUUCUGUAGCGAGUCCGUGGGGAUCUGCCUCUGCCACGUCCUCAUGUGAUCUUCCAUUUUUCUUGUGGCCACAGCUCAAACUAUAAAUGAGUGUGUAAUUAGUAUUUCUUCAAAACUUACACCAGAGAUUGCUGAUUAGAGGUUCAGCUUUAUUUUUUAUAUCCAAGUGUUGAUAACUGCGUGAUUUGGGGAUGCCGAUGGGCUAGUUGCCUGUGCGGAUGAUCUGCUUUGCAAAUAAGAUAUUAUUAGGGCUUUAAAUUAACACUUAUUGCUGUAUUCAGAUAUAUAAUGGCAUAUUCUAAAUUGAAAUGAUUUCAAAACAUUUCAAGUUAGAAAAUCUAUACGUUGUCAAUACAGUAUUUUGACAAAACCAAAUUUCAUUUUCUCAAAUGCAUCUUUCAACUCAAAAUUAUCAUAUUUGGAAUAUAAAAUGCAUGCAACUGAUUUAUACACCUUGCAUUUCAUUCUCUCAAAGAUGUGUUUGCCUUCCAAGAAAAUUCCCCAUCAUACCUGCAUAGCAGUUUUGACAGUUCCCUGGGCUUCCACUAACAUUGUGCUGUUGUGCUGUAGAUAGAUUUCCAUCCUGAAAGUCAGGUUAACUAAUGCCUAUAUGUGGUAGUCUGUCAUACUAUUAAUCUGGUGAUAAAUUGUUUAAACACCUGGUGGGUACCCUCUCAGCCCAUAGGAUAGCAUACAUUUAGAAGUAUUUAUUGUAGAUUUCUAGUCACAAAUUUUGAAUUAUUCCUAGCACUAAGCUGUAUUAGUCGAACAUACUAAUGGAGCCCCAGCUUUAUUGUUUGAUGGACUGCCAUAUCCAGGUUAUAGAAGAUUACCUCCCCGAAGAUGUCUUCACUGGUUUAGUUGGAGAUAACUGGCUCAGAGAGACACAUUUACCUUAUCUCUGCUCAACCUAAUAGUGCGAAAAAUCUCACAUUCAUGUGGGCAGUAUAUCAUAUGUCGUCAACACACACACACACAACCCACCCUCCCACCCCCAUUUCCCCCAGGACUAGAUUACCUGGUCUUCUUGACAGGGUUACCUUACCUUGCUUUCAUUUCGGGGGUCAAGGUCCCUGCAGCCCGGUCUCUGACCAGGGCUCCUAACCACCUUGCUUCUCAAAACACAUGAAAUAUAUAUUGAUGUGCUUGCUCUUUUGUAUUCACAGUCCUUCUACCUCUGAGGAUACAAAAUUUUAUCUUAGUGAAACGUGCCAGGUCAUUGAAAGUCUAAAAUUAACUUUUAUGGGUUAAUUUUCAACAUCCUUAUCAAGUGAACUACGAAAUACAGUAUAGAAAAGAUUUAUGUUUGGUAGUAAAGUAAGCAAGGUUCAUUGCAUCUUAAGUAUUUGUUCACUAUAUUCUGUGCAUUGAUUAUUAAGGCACAAAUAAUUAAUUUAAAGUCUAAUCAUUAAACACAAUUAUUAGGUAUUGAAGAUAUUAUAUAUUUCUAUUUUAUCCAAAAUUAACAUGGCAAUGUGACCUAACCAAAAUACUGUAUGCUGAUUAUUCCUCAAUACUACCUAACAUGGGUAAAUCUAGGCCUAACUUAAAACUUUAUGACGUCAGUAUAAUGUCAAUAUUACGGGGAGCUAUUUUUAAAAGAAACACUUCAAGAUAUACAAAACUGCCUAGGUUGUUUGACAAAUGGUCCUUGCUUACCAUGCCUUGUAGCAAUACAUACACAUAUUUAUACGUAUAUACACAUAUAUUUAUACAUACACACACAUAUAUUCACACAUACUGUACAUAUGGUGUAUGAUAUACUGGCUUUCCAUGAAAUGUUCUGUCAUUAUUUAUUGACUUAAACAUUAUUUUAUUACCACAUAUUGUGUCGAAUAUGUUUCUAUUAACAAGAGACUUCACUAGUUUAUUUUCAGUAACAAAUAUAAUUAAACUGAUUGUUAGAAUAUUUAAUUUACUUACAAGUACCUUCAUGACAUUUAAGUGAUACAGUGACUCACUUAGAACUUCUUAUUUGAUAUCUAAUAAAAGAAUUUUGUCUCAAAAUUAAACUUUACUUUUAACAAGAAUUAAAAUCUAGAGAAUUGCACUUACAGCCACUACCUCUAUGCUUCAAACAAAUUUUGAGGGAGGUGGAGCAUGUAUGAUCUUGUGAGUACUGUACUCUGCGUGUUCAUUACCUUUAUUUCCACAUGCAGUUGGUACUAUCAAGUUUAAUGCAGAAGCCUUCACCUGAGGAUAUAUACAAAAUAUACUUUUUCACUGUCAUUGUCAUCUUAAUCACUGCAUUGGAAAAUCUUUCAUUAGUCUUAUUAUUUUAUACUGCUGUUGAACUUUAAGGUGCACACAAUACAAAUUCUGUGUGUAGUGUUAAAAUGCACAGGAUGAAAAUUUGAUCAGUUUUGUAUGCUGACUAUACAGUGUGGUCAGAGUUCUAAUCAAUGAAUUGAUACAAGUUGUGAAUACUUCAUCAAUUUGGUCUUCCAAUCUCACAUGUACAGAUAUUUCUUAAGCCCCCAAGGAUCCUUAAAUACAAGGUGGCUCCAGAGCUGAAAUACAAGGUCCUCCCCUCAAUGUACUGUAGCUGUGCUUUUGUAAAUUUCUAUAUAAUAACUUGAGGAUAGUUGUCAUGGCUCAUAAAGAAGUAAUCAAGAUCCAUGCAUUUGAAAAAGUGCUGCUCUAAUUUAUGAAGUUGUGCCACUGCUUUCACCAUUAGCUUUGUGUACUUUGUCCAACAUAUGUAAAUUACAAAAAAAAAAUUCUCUGCUUAGUUUCAAAUGUUUGGAUUUUGAUUAUGUAUUAUGGUCUUAGUAAUUGUUGUCAACUAAUCCUGGGCAAAAUUCUGUAUAUAAAUCCUAUAUUUGUAUCUUCACUCUGUUCUUCAGAACCCAUGGAGUCUGUACAGGGCUUAUGCCACCUCACCAUUUUUUCAGUGAACAAUUAUUGUAUCUCUUUUGUAUCCUUCAUAUAAAUAGGACUGUCAUUGCUUAACUUAGCUGAGAGUCUGCUGGUGUUCAUUAGUCAACAAAUAUAUAGAGUAAUUUUAGGAUACCAGAUAUAGUGUGUGCACUGAGAAUUCAUACUGGAUAUUCUGCCUAAGCCAUUGCAUCUUAUUCCUUUGUAUUUACUUCAUCCCAUUUAUUUAUGAACCAAUGAGUUACAUUUAUAUUCUAUAUAUAGGAAGGUUGAUAUCAUUUGUUUAAUUUUCAAGACGAGAGAUGUUCCAUUACCUCAUAUUUCUUAGACUUGUGUAACUUGAAUGACAAGAAUCAUGCUUUGGUAGUAAUUACAAAAAACAAUUACUGAUGAAGCUCGCUAAUCUGGACUAUAUGGAAAGGACCCCCAUCUGGAUAGGCCGAUUAUCCGGAUUAACAGACAUUUUACCGGGAAGUCCAAAAGUGAACAUAAUCACAAUUUUUUGUACCACAACCAACAUAAUAUGAAUUUCUACACAUUAAUUGGUGUGUGGAGCUGAGUGUGUGGUUAGCUGCCUGGCUGGUAUGUGGGUGGGCAGACAGGUGGGUGAGUGGGCUGGGUGGUUGGCAGGUGAGUGGGUGAACAGGUUAGGUGGGUGGGUGGGCAGGCAGAUUUGGAUGGGCGGGCAGGCAAUCAGGCAUGUGGCCACACAGGCAGGAGGGUGGGUGACACUCUCCCUACCCUUACCUCUAUACAGUACACCCACACCCAACCUUUACCCUCCCUCCACCCAUCACCCUCCUAACCCAUGUCAUCACCCAAUCCUCCCCCUCCCUACCAAUGCCACACUCCCAUUCUCCCCCUCCCAGCUCUUUUGGGAAGACAGGCUGUCAAGAUGCUGACAUGCUAGACAGCCUGUCAAGAUGCUGACAUGCUAGACAGGCUGUCAAGCUGCACAAAAUCUGUGCCACAGACUGCCAGACAAGACACAACACUGAAAAGACAAACAGAUGAUCCAACAUCUCCUUCCUGUUCAACCCCCUUCCCCCCCCCACUCUCAAGCAAGCCUUUCCCAACUCAACCCACGAGUGUUAACACUUACUGUAUGAUGACAUAACAUAAUAUGCAGCUUAAGUUGUGUUAAUACCCAUCUUAUUUUAUUUUAAAUAUUUAAAUGAAUAAAUAGCCAACCAAAUACUGUUCAAAUAUUAUGGUGUUAUUUAAUAUUCGUAACUAGCUCUCCACGGCAAAAAAAAAAAAAAUAUAUGAUUAAACAACUGAGCCACCUCCGAUCCUACCCUCCCUGACCGCCACCCACCCCUAGGGUUAACGCGAGAGUCACAGCUCCUCAGUGACACACGUCACUCCCAGAACUCUCUACAUGUCUGUCUACACCGCGCCACUCCCAGCACUCUUGUCUAUCUACACUGAUAAAUGUAGACAUCCACAUGCUGAUACAAAGAAUUGCUUUUAAAUUUUUGGAUGGAGAAAUACUAAAAAAUUGUUCAUGACUUUUGUUAGACCAAAGCUGGAAUAUGCAGCGGUUGUAUGGUGCCCAUAUCUUAAGAAGCACAUCAACAAACUGGAAAAGGUGCAAAGACAUGCCACUAAGUGGCUGCUGGAACUGAAGGACAAGAGCUACAUGGAGAGAUUAGAAGCAUUAAAUAUGCAAAAACUGGAAGCAAGAAGAAAGAGGCGAUAGGAUCACUAUGUACAAAACAGUAACAGGAAUUGAUAAAAUUGAUAGGGAAGAAUUCCUGAGACCUGGAAUUUCAAGAACAUGAGGUCAUAGAUUUAAACUAACAAAACAAAGCUGCCGGAGAAAUA
Procambarus clarkii (red swamp crayfish) is the source of this 8062-nucleotide messenger RNA. It is a transcript of the gene Hsepi, whose product is annotated as D-glucuronyl C5-epimerase. The record is from RefSeq and is a predicted model, not a curated record. Gene Ontology annotation, molecular function: heparosan-N-sulfate-glucuronate 5-epimerase activity. Gene Ontology annotation, biological process: heparan sulfate proteoglycan biosynthetic process. Lineage: Eukaryota; Metazoa; Arthropoda; Malacostraca; Decapoda; Cambaridae. Gene Ontology annotation, cellular component: Golgi apparatus.